UCGAUCUAAGUCCAUUGUGAACUGUAUUGAAAUGAUUUACCGAAUUUAAGUGUAAUCGGAAAUGCAAGGUAUCCGGCCGUCCCAAAGCCCUGUACAUAGUUAAUUUAUUAAUCUAAAAAUAGCGACCAAAGGAAGGGAAGCAUACUUUAUGACAUUAUCAUUCGUUAGGCCGACAAACCGAUUUUCGCACUUUGGCGAAUCAAGAGCUGCCGAGAGCUAAUGACGGAAAUGACGGAAUGAUUCUCCCCCACACUGUGCCGCGUCGCAAUGAAUCGCGUAUUUCACUUCGAUUAAAAAUGUUCGGAAAUUUUCUCUUCACGUUUCAAGGUGUUAUGUCACAUCGGACGUGUUUUUUUCUUUAUAUUAAUCAAUGAUAUCACCGCCUUUAAAGUAUUCAAAGUAUUCCCUUCGACUUCCGCGCCACUUCUUCUAACUACACGGCGAUCUUCGUUCCUGUAUAGUGACUCUUCUCUUAAUCCGUGUUCCUACUAGAUAGCCCUAUCGUCUGUGCCCUUUAUUUUUAACUUCUUUGCAGCGAUGAUUCAAAGAAGUGUGAAGUGUCACCGCCCUACUAGUUGUUGGUUCGUCUUUGCUCGCGUGUGAUUAGAUAGAAGCGAUCCAGAGAAAAUUCAAGAGAGGACAACAUGGGGCUAAAGGAUUUCAAAAUCGUUUUUGAUAACCCAUGGAACACUUACUAUGGAGGUCAGACGGUUACGGGCCGUAUUGUUGUAGUUUUGGAUAGUCCAAAAAGAAUCCGCAAUAUACAUGUGAAGAUAGUUGGGCAAGCCAAUACUUGCUGGUCGUCGGAUAAACAAGAGCAGAAUAAUGAAGGAAGGUACGAAAACGAGACGCAAACGGUUUCUGCUCACGAAGAGUAUUUCAGUAUGAAGUACUAUGUAGUUGGAUCAGCUUCUGAUAGUGAAAUCGAUUUGCCCAUUGGAGAACACGUGUAUCCUUUUACGUGCUCUCUUCCUGUAAACAUACCUAGCAGUUUCGAGUCCCAUUAUGGUCACAUACGAUAUACGGUUAAGGCUAUUAUGGACCGUCCUUGGAAGUUUGAUCAUGAAGUCAAGACUGCUUUCACAGUUAUCUCCAUGCUUAAUUUAAACGAAGAACCCGGAGCUGCAGAACCUGUGCAAAUAGAGCUGAGUAAAACAUUUUGCUGCUUAUGCUGUGGCACGGCUCCUUUAAAUGUAAAUGUAUCCUUGCCAGUGCGUGGGUACGUACCGGGACAAUCUAUCCCUGUCAAAGUCAACGUUGAGAAUUUCUCUGGUGUAACAGUAGAUAGUAUAAACCUCAUUCUUCGUAAGAUAAUUACAUUUCAUGCUAAUUCUCCACGUUCAGAAACAAAGAAGGAUAAAAUAGUAGUAACGCAAGUGAGCAAAGGCCCUGUUGAAGGAGGUGGAACUGCAGAUUAUGUGCAGAACCUUGACAUUCCGCCUGUUCCACCUUCCAAUUUAAAAUACUGCGGUAUAAUUGAUUUAGUGUAUAAUCUGAAAAUUGAAGCACAUGUUUCUGGAUGGUACCAUCUUAAUUUAAAAGGCAGCACUCUAAUCUAUAUUGGGACAGUCCCAUUAAUAAACUAUCAAACUCCAAUCGCUCCUCCAAUAGAAGAUUACCCAACUAAACCAACAGACUAUCCACCGGAACAACCUGUGUUACCAAGUGCACCACCAGCACCAUCUACAAAUCUAUAUCCUGAAUUACCUCCACCAUCUUAUGAGGAGUCAAUGUAUGGUGCAAAAAGCCUUAGAGACCGAAAUGAAUCUGAACACAUGUUAGGAAUUAUGAGUCAUUUCGCUCCUAGGUAUCCUGUGUAUAAAUUUACACCCCCGCAGUAAUGUAUUCAGAUCCGCAUUUUAUUAUUUUUCACAUGGGAGCAAACAUUGUAUGUAGAAGUACGUGUUGCUAAAGUUGCCUUGCUCAACCUUGAUGUAUUCCCUGUACUCCAGGAAUGUACUGCAUUUUUAGCAGCAAAGGUUUAUGUCUUUCACGAUAUAGUAGUUUAAAAUUCUAUAAUUUUGAUAACAUGUAAUGUGGUUUUUUUAUGAAGCUUUCAUAAGGCUUUUACUAACAAAAUAAAGUGUCAUGCGAGAAUGA
Orussus abietinus is the source of this 2100-nucleotide messenger RNA. Its product is annotated as arrestin domain-containing protein 17. Bases 645 to 1841 code for a protein of 398 amino acids. Gene Ontology annotation, cellular component: cytoplasm. Lineage: Eukaryota; Metazoa; Arthropoda; Insecta; Hymenoptera; Orussidae. The record is from RefSeq and is a predicted model, not a curated record. The transcript has 7 exons. Gene Ontology annotation, biological process: protein transport.